AUGAAUUUAAAUUAUAUUGAAAACUAUUGUUAAGCUUUAGAAGUCCCAUCAUAAUAAUAAAAGCCAUAGAGUAUACAUCAUUCAAAUAGAGAAUACACUUUUGCUUCAUCUGGUUAAAAUUAAGUAGUUAACAUGAACAAAAAGUAAUCGCAACAAGAUUCAAAUUUUAUUAAUAAAUAUCACAAUAGUGGCCUGCCUCCCAAUAAUUACACUAAGAAGAAAUCCCCCAGUCAACCUACUUCAUAUUGGAAUAAAUUGAAGUAAUAAUAUGUUCCAUUACAAUCAACUCAAUCGACGCAUCAUAGUAAUCAUAAUCAAUCAGUAGAAAGUGAUCACUAGAGUUAUGAAUAAUUGGUGAUUUACAAUAACUUAUUGAAGUUGGAGUUGGAAAAACAUUUGUUUAAUUGUGGAGUUUUUGUUAUCAAAUAAAAUAAUGGAAACUGCGUUGACUUUUACAUGGAAUUAAAAAAACAGAAAGAACAAUAUGAAAAAUAGAUCUAAGAUUUGUAGGGAAUUAUUUAGAGCUAUAAUGCCAAUCUUAAUGAAUAAAUUGACUUUUCUGAAUAUUAACGAUAGAAUCAAGAAUUAAGUGCAACAAUACAACAAGCAAUUUCAAAACUCACACUAGCCAACUAAAGUAUCAAUUAGUUAGAGCAAGAAAAAGAAUCAUUGUUAGAUUAUGUUGACAAGUAGAAAGAUAUUGCUGAACAAUUAAAGUAAUAAAAUGACCACUAAGAUGCUAAAUAAAAAGAGAUGAAAGUAAUGAUAUUACAAUUGUAAAAAUAAAUUGAAUAAUACAACCUUGAAGUGAUGGAGAAAGAGGACUUCAUCAAAGAAAUAAGUGAGAUGUAAAAUAAGAGCAAAAGUCUAUUGUAGGAUGAAAUUAUGACAUAUCAAUAAUAGAUUACUACACUUUAACGAUAAUUAUAAGAUUAUGAAUAAUAAAAUAAGGAUUUGAGUAGAAAAUUUAAUGAUAGUGCAUCUUAAAUACAAAUGGUAAUUAGACAGUCUGAUGAUAAGCAAAGUUAACUUCAAUUUACACAGAUUUAAGAUAAUCAUAGUGUUUGUGAGUUUGAUAGCAAUUUAAAAUCAUCAAGAAAUACCAACCUCAUUCAGAAGUAAUAAUAGGGUUUAGAUUAGAUGAUUCGAAUCAAUAAAUAAACUCUCUAAGAUUUUUAGUAGUAAUUGAUGUUGCAUCAGAAAUUAGGGGAGUAUCAAGAGAAAUAAAGUAAUUAAUUAUAGCAGAUUGAAUCAUAUAGUAAAUAACUAAUAACAAUCACAUAAUAGAACUAAGCACUACUCUAAUAAAACUCCUGUCUUAUAGAGAAGGAAGUUCAUCUGAAUCAGCAAGUUUAAGAAUUAAGUUAAAAUCUUGAUAAACUUUAAUAGGAAAGACAAGAAUAUACUGAAUAAAUGGAAUUAUUGCAGUAGUAAAUCAUUGAUUAAAAUGAAAUCAACUAAGAUUUAAAUGAUUAAUAUUUGAGAUAAACAAAUCAGUUGCAAAAUAUAAUUCAAAUUGAAUAAAAAUAUAACACAUUAUAACUUAGGGUUUAAGUAGAUGUGGAAUACUAUGAGAACAUAAUAUCUGAUUUUAAUUCCUAAUUAAUUAAAAUUUUGAAGAAGAUUGAAGACAUAGUAGUGAAAUUAUCAGUUUCUAAUUUAAGUAAGAUUUAAGUGAAUGAGAUCUCGACCAAUACAAUAUUGAUAUCUCUUGAUCAUCUAGAAAAUUUGGUCAUUAGAAAUCUGAGUUGUAUUAAAACUCAAGUCAACAAUUCGAAUCAAAUCAACAAUAAUACUUAGUUAAAUUUCUCAACCAUCCAAACUCCCACUAAUAAUAUGGUGCAGCAUAGUAAAUACUUUUCAAAUGAAGGUUUUGACAGCUAUCAAAAAAACAGUGUGUUGAGCAACAGUCAUAAUAAACCAUAUUUAGUGAAGAGGAAUUACUAUUUGUGA
This is a messenger RNA of Paramecium tetraurelia, 1953 nucleotides long. RefSeq lists its product as uncharacterized. The record is from RefSeq and is a predicted model, not a curated record. The transcript is spliced from 2 exons. NCBI's taxonomy places the organism in Eukaryota, Ciliophora, Oligohymenophorea, Peniculida, Parameciidae.